UUUAACGUGAAUAAUGGGGCGGGUCGAGUGUCAGUGCAUUCGAUUGGUCAGAUGUUGUGUGAUGGACAGUGGCACCGCCUGCUGGCCAGAAAAACCAAACACACCCUGAGUCUGAGUGUAGACGGCCGCAGUUACAGCACACCCAACCCUUACCCACAAUCCACCUCUGCUGAAACCAACAACCCUGUUUACCUGGGAGGCUAUCCAGUCUCUGUUAAGCAGAACUGCCUGUCUAUCAACUCCAGGUUCAGAGGUUGUCUGAGGAACCUACAGCUCAUUAAAUCUCACCUGACUGAUGCUCUGAACCUGAGCUCUGCCCACUUUCUGUUGGGCGUCACUCCUAACUCGUGUCCUGUUGCCUAGCAAC
Molecule: messenger RNA, 367 nt
Organism: Morone saxatilis (striped sea-bass)
Lineage: Eukaryota; Metazoa; Chordata; Actinopteri; Moronidae
Product: laminin subunit alpha-1-like
Exons: 2
Coding region: 52-363 (103 amino acids)
Source: RefSeq, a predicted model, not a curated record